Ectocarpus sp. CCAP 1310/34 is the source of this 1698-nucleotide messenger RNA. Lineage: Eukaryota; Phaeophyceae; Ectocarpales; Ectocarpaceae. The record is from the annotation of a GenBank genome assembly.
ACCUCUUUCGAGUUGCACGCGAGACAGCUGCACGAACAGCUUCCAUUCAAGGGAGAAUAUGGCUGGGCUCGUGGGAGAGAUGGAUGACCUUAAGGUCGAUGCGCCACCUGCCCAAGAAGUAGAGAACGGUGAAGAGGACGCCGAGGAGGAGGCGGGCGCAGUAGCCGAUGAGGAAGGAGCCAGCAGCAGCAAGAAGAAGAAGAAGAAGAAAAAGAAGAAAAAGACAGCUUCCGCAGCAGGCGAAGCACCUGCAGCAGCGCCGAUCGGUACGGGUGAAGCCAAUGGUGACGUCGAGGGAGUAGAUGGCGAAGAGGGAGAAACCGACGCGGCUGUCGAUGCGGGGGAGGCCUGUGCGGGAGCAGCAAAGAAGAAGAAGAAGAAAAAAAAGAAAGGGAGCGCGGGAGUGCCGACUUGUCCGGGGGGCACCGGGAGCAAGGUCGCGCCCGCGAGGGGUGUGACUGGGUUCACGGACAGCUAUGUCAGGCACGGGCAAACAGAGCCUCCGACCAUCCCCGUUGAAGACCUUUUCGAGGAGGGAUCUUUCCCGGAGGGGGAGAUUUUGGAGCAUCCCCGGGACUUCAACUCAUUCCGGAUAACGAGCGAGGAGAAGCGAGCUGAGGAGCGCCUUCAGUACGCGGGGCUGUAUGACAAGGCGCGCAAGGCGGCCGAGGUGCACAGGCAGGUCAGGCGCUACGCACAGAGCUACAUCAAGCCGGGGAUCAAGCUCAUCGACAUGUGCACCAUGCUCGAGGAGAAGAACCGGGAGCUGGUCCGAGAGAACGGGCUCGAUGCAGGCAUCGCCUUCCCGACGGGCUGCUCGCUCAACCACGUCGCGGCGCACUACACACCAAACAACGGCGACGAUACCGUACUCAAGGUGUGUGCGCAGAGCAGGUUCCCGGGCGGUCCGUUUGGGCCACCGCUUUGGCGAGAGUGCUGUGCGUUUGUUGCUGCGAACCCGGGGAGCAAUAGGCAUCUACGCGCGACGUGCAGUGGCGCCCGAAACGUUAUGUUCCCUCGAUUGGUCACUCCACUGCUGUAUUCACAACAACAUCAUUCACGAUUUGGCGCUACGUCUACUCUUGCUCACGCGUGCGCGUUCGUGUGGUACGGUCAGCACGGGGACGUGAUGAAGGUGGACUUCGGCACACACGUAGAGGGCCGCAUCAUUGACUGUGCUUGGACUGUAAGCUUCGACCCCCAGUUCGACCCCCUCCUUGAGGCCGCCCGGGAAGCCACAAACGCCGGCAUCAGGAACGCUGGCAUCGACGUGCCUCUCAACGAGGUCGGAGCGGCCAUCCAGGAAGUAAUGGAGAGCUACGAGGUAGAGAUCAACGGCACCACCUACCCGGUCAAGAGCGUGCGCAACCUCAACGGCCACAGCAUCGGUCCGUACGAGAUCCACGCCGGGAAGAACGUUCCGAUCGUUAAGGGCGGCGACGCCACGCGCAUGGAGGAGGGGGAAUUCUUCGCCAUCGAGACUUUCGGGAGCACCGGGCGCGGUCACGUCGUGGAGGAAAAGUACGUGGGGGCGCUCAAGCAACUCUGUGACUCGGGGCUUGUGAACGCUUACCCGCCGUUGUGCGACGUUCGGGGCUCGUACGUCGCCCAGUACGAGCACACCAUCCUCAUGCGACCCACAUGCGUGGAGGUUUUGUCUCGCGGCGACGACUUCUAGUGUGGUUGCGUACGGGCGAA